Messenger RNA from Mucor velutinosus, 948 nucleotides. RefSeq lists its product as uncharacterized. The transcript is spliced from 9 exons. The record is from RefSeq and is a predicted model, not a curated record. The coding region runs from base 1 to 948 and encodes 315 amino acids. NCBI's taxonomy places the organism in Eukaryota, Fungi, Mucoromycota, Mucoromycetes, Mucorales, Mucoraceae. Gene Ontology annotation, molecular function: ATP-dependent NAD(P)H-hydrate dehydratase activity. Gene Ontology annotation, biological process: metabolite repair.
AUGCCAGCAAGAAUUCCUGAUAUGAAGCUCGUUAGACAGCUUAUUCCACCUUUAUCUCAUGAGAUGCACAAGGGGCAAGCAGGAAGAGUGGGUGUAGUUGGUGGCUCAGAAGAGUAUACAGGUGCACCAUACUACAGUGGAAUCACUUCGUUGAAAGUAGGCGUGGAUUUAUGCCACAUCUUUUGCUCUCCUGGAGCCAGCACAGCUAUCAAGAGUUAUUCACCAGAUUUGAUUGUACAUCCAUAUCUCAGAACACAAGACGCUGCUCAAUCCACUUCUAUCAAAGAAAUUGUGGAUAAUGUUUCAAGUAUCUUCUCAAGAUUGCAUGUGCUAGUUGUUGGACCUGGUCUAUCUAGAGACAAGAUCAUGCAAGAUACAGCCAAAGAGCUUAUCAAGAAAGCUCGUGAAAACGACAUGGCCAUAGUCAUUGAUGCAGAUGGUUUGUACCUUGUUCAACAACAUCCUGAAACUGUGCAAGGCUACAAAAAAGCGGUAUUAACCCCUAAUGUCGUGGAAUUUAAGCGCUUAUGCGAGAAGAUGAAUGUCCAAGCAGACAAGGAGCAAUCCGAUCAAGCAGCUAAAGACCUCAGUCAGUCUCUUGGCGGUGUCACGGUUGUUCAGAAGGGUUCUGUUGAUAUUAUCACUAAUGGAGACCAAGUUUUGCAAUGUGAUGCUGAGGGCGGUUUAAAACGUAUGGGUGGUCAGGGGGAUGUCCUCUCGGGCGCUAUUGCGGCAUUUUUAGCUUGGGGAAAAGCUUACCAAGAUGGUGUUUGGAGUCAUUCGAAUGAAAUCCCUGCCAAGGAUAUUGCCAUGUACGCUACAUGGGGAGCUUGUCAGAUUACUAGAACAAGUUCAAAUUUAGCCUUUAAAAAGUAUGGCAGAUCCGUUUUAACCACACACAUGUUGGAGGAAAUCGGUGCAAGUUAUGAUCAAUUUAUGAAACACUAA